Pelobates cultripes (western spadefoot toad) is the source of this 8407-nucleotide messenger RNA. Lineage: Eukaryota; Metazoa; Chordata; Amphibia; Anura; Pelobatidae. The record is from the annotation of a GenBank genome assembly.
GGUUUAUGUAGUAUAUCUCGUGCUUAUUCCCCUGCUGAUGGACAGUCUCGUCAUUUAUUUCAAUACGUCCCUAUUUUAAAUAAAUAAAUGUAUAAUUGUGUCCCCUUUUUUCCUGUAUUGACCCUAAUCACAGCUACCGGGGUCAGAAAAUUGGGUGUAACAAAGUGGCAGCCACGAGAGGUGUGGCAAUAUGGCCGCCAAGCGAAUCGAGGUGUAGCAAUAUGGCCGCCAAGCGAAUCGAGGUGUAGCAAUAUGGACGGUAACAGCACGUCAAGCAUGUUAGCCAGCUGUCUUGCGCCACCUGGCGGUCGAGCCGCUGGUUACAAGGCGGCAGGCUGUAGCACUAGCUGUAUGGGCCUAGCACGGUGGGAAGCCUCAGGAUGCCGGAGGAGAACUUGUCCCAGCUCCCGGUCCCCCGGCUCUGCUCUCGCAACAGCCGCAUCCCGACAAAUGUCAUUUUCGUUAACCUGACUCCGCGCACCGUGAAACCGAUCUGGAUCAACUUCCAGGGCGAACCUCAGGCCUACCCCAGCCUGCGACCACAUACCGGCCGCAGAAUGAUCACCUACCUGGGUAACUAGGACGGAGAAUAGCGCCACCCAGAGCCGGGAGAGAAUAGCCCUAGAGCCGGGAGGGAGGAUAGCGAGCCGGGAGGGAGGAUAGCCCCCAGAGCCGGGAGAGGAGAGAUAGCGCCACCCGGAGCCGGGCUGGAGGGAGGAUAGCGCCACCUAGAGCCGGGCUGGAGGGAGGAUAGCGCCGGGAGGGAGAGAGAGCGCCACCCAGAGCCGGCUGAGGGAGAAUAAUAGCGCCACCCAGAGCCGGGAGAGAGAAUAGCGCCACCCAGAGCCGGGCUGGAGGGAGGAUAGCGCCACCCAGAGCCGGGCUGGAGGGAGGAUAGCGCCACCCAGAGCCGGGAGAGAGAAUAGCGCCACCCAGAGCCGGGCUGGAGGGAGAAUAGCGCCACCCAGAGCCGGGCUGGAGGGAGAAUAGCGCCACCCAGAGCCGGGCUGGAGGGAGGAUAGCGGCACCCAGAGCCGGGAGGGAGGAUAGCGCCACCCAGAGCCGGGAGGGAGGAUAGCGCCACCCAGAGCAGGGAGGGAGGGAGGAUAGCGGGCACCCAGAGCCGGGAGGGAGGAUAGCGAGCACCCAGAGCUGGGAGGGAGGGAGAAUAGCGCCACCCAGAGCUGGGAGGGAGGAUAGCGGGCACCCAGAGCCGGGAGGGAGGAUAGCGCCACCCAGAGCUGGGACGGAGGGAGGAUAGCGCCACCCAGAGCCGGGCUGGAGGGAGGAUAGCGGGCACCCAGAGCCUGGCUGGAGGGAGGAUAGCGCCACCCAGAGCCAGGAGAGAGGGAGAAUAGCGCCACCCAGAGCCGGGAGGGAGGAUAGCGGGCACCCAGAGCCGGGAGGGAGGAUAGCGGCCACCCAGAGCUGGAAGGGAGGGAGGAUAGCGGGCACCCAGAGCUGGGAGGGAGGAUAGCGAGCACCCAGAGCUGGGAGGGAGGGAGAAUAGCGCCACCCAGAGCCGGGAGGGAGGGAGGAUAGCGGGCACCCAGAGCCGGGAGGGAGGAUAACGCCACCCAGAGCUGGGACGGAGGGAGGAUAGCGCCACCCAGAGCCGGGCUGGAGGGAGGAUAGCGCCACCCAGAGCCGGGAGAGAGGGAGAAUAGCGCCACCCAGAGCCGGGAGGGAGGAUAGCGGGCACCCAGAGCCGGGAGGGAGGAUAGCGGGCACCCAGAGCCGGAAGGGAGGGAGGAUAGCGGGCACCCAGAGCCGGGAGGGAGGGAGGAUAGCGGGCACCCCGAGCCGGGAGGGAGGGAGGAUAGCGGGCACCCCGAGCCGGGAGGGAGGGAGGAUAGCAGGCAUCCAGAGCUGGACUGGGAGGGAGGAUAGCGGGCACCCAGAGCUGGGCUGGGAGGAUAGCGGGCACCCAGAGCUGGGAGGGAGGAUAGCGGGCACCCAGAGCUGGGCUGGGAGGAUAGCGGGCACCCAGAGCUGGGAGGGAGGAUAGCAGGCAUCCAGAGCUGGACUGGGAGGGAGGAUAGCGGGCAUCCAGAGCUGGACUGGGAGGGAGGAUAGCGGGCAUCCAGAGCUGGGCUGGGAGGGAGGAUAGUGGGCACCCAGAGCUGGGCUGGGAAGAUAGCGGGCAUCCAGGGCUGGGCUGGGAGGGAGGAUAGCGGGCACCCAGAGCUGAGCUGGGAGGGAGGAUAGCGGGCACCCAGAGCUGGGCUGGGAGGAUAGCGGGCACCCAGAGCUGGGAGGGAGGAUAGCGGGCAUCCAGAGCUGGGCUGGGAGGGAGGAUAGCGGGCACCCUGGGCUGGGAGGGAGGAUAGCGGGCACCCAGAGCUGGGCUGGGAGGAUAGCGGGCGUCCAGGGCUGGGCGGGGAGGAUAGUGGGCACCCAGAGUUCACAGGGUUUUCACUAAACAAUACAUUUUAACUAAAUAAUUCCGAAUGGCAAAACAGAGGCACACAGUGAGAAUUCAAAGUCAAUUUCAAAUUUAAAAUGGAUCUCCACUGAUAAUCAUAAAACAUAUGCAAAAUGUAUGAAUAAAGAAUUUAUUUAAAAAAAAAAAUGGAUGCUAUAGGCACCCAGAUCACUUCAUCUCAUUGAAGUGUGCUGUGACCCUAUUCCUUUAGGCCGUAAAACAUUGCUGUCUUUGGGAAACUGCAAUACUUACAGUGCAGUACUACUACUACUAAUAAUAAUAAGACUGCCUAUAGUGGCUGUCUACCAGACAGCCGCUAGAGGCGCUUGCAUUGUCACGGAGUUUGACUCCAUGAAACAAUGCUGGAUGUCUUCACACUUUGCAACGUCUAGAAAAUCCGCAUAAGAAAGCAUUGAGUCGUUGCUUUCCUCAGUGCGUGCAUGACACUCACCACACAUGUUGUUGGCAGAAGAGGAGCGCGGCCCAGUGCAGAGGGACAUCGGCACCUAGAGUGCCACCUGAAGCUUUACAAAGCAGAUGUAAAGGGGACAGAGCAAUCCUGCGCUGGAGCACAGACUUUGGGUUUAAAGUGUUUGUGAACGAUUUUACAUUUCUCAACCAAAGCCUGCACCAGGGUCCUCUUGGUACCUUAAAGGAACACUAUAGUCACCUAAGUUACUUUAGCUAAAUAAAGCAGUUUUAGUGUAUAGAUCAUUCCCCUGCAAUUUCACUGCUCAAUUCACUGUCAUUUAGGAGUUAAAUCACUUUGUUUCUGUUUAUGUAGCCCUAGCCACACCUCCCCUGACUAUGAUUGACAGAGCCUGCAUGAAAAAAAAAACUGGUUUCACUUUCAAACAGAUGUAAUUUACCUUAAAUAAUUGUAUCUCAAUCUCUAAAUUGAACUUUAAUCACAUACAGGAGGCUCUUGCAGGGUCUAGCAAGCUAUUAACAUAGCAGGGGAUAAGAAAAUCUUAAUUAAACAGAACUUGCAAUAAAGAAAGCCUAAAUAGGGCUCUCUUUACAGGAAGUGUUUAUGGAAGGUUGUGCAAGUCACAUGCAGGGAGGUGUGACUAGGGUUCAUAAACAAAGGGAUUUAACUCCUAAAUGGCAGAGGAUUGAGCAGUGAGGCUGCAGGGGCAUGUUCUAUACACCAAAACUGCUUCAUUAAGCUAAAGUUGUUCAGGUGACUAUAGUGUCCCUUUAACUUAAUUUUGUCCUCAAGUGAAUACUAUAGCAUUAGGAUUACAAAUACAAAUUCCUAACACUAUAGUGUCCUGUAGCUGUUUAGGUUAACCCCCCCAUUUCCUACCAGUGGAUGAAGAAUUGUGCUUUUUCCAUGCUAGUCCUUACUCCUUGGCUGAGAUUAUCAAUCUUGAUGAUCUCAGUCAAUCCAAUGCUUUCCCAUAGGAAACCAUUGAAAGGCUAGUUUGUAAGCUUGUUAGAACAACAAUGUUUUUUACACUGCAGGAUUAGAACAUGAAACUCAGACAAAGAUGAUGUGGUAUGGGAUUCUAUAGUGUCCCUUUAAAGGGUUUAACCACUGUUGGUUUGUUAACCAUUUCCUGUUUUCCAGAUCAUUUCUGGCUUUUCCGAGACCUUGAAACUGAUGUUGGACUGUUGGCUAACAAGCAGGAAAUGUACUUCCCUGUCGAAGGCAAUAAUGUGCAGCCAAUUUUUGUAAACAUCAGUUCUCCAGGUAAGACAAAAAUGCAUUGUGAUAUAAAUGGCUGCUGGUAAUUUCCCACAAACUACAGGAGUUGUAGUUAAAUUAAAGCUGAAAAUAAGAUAAACUGUGUCUACUGUGUGAGGAAUUGAAAGUGAAUCGUUUGUAAGGGGAAGUAACUUGGGAGAAAUAACAUUUUAUUUUGAAGCUUUUUUUAAAAGCAGUUCUGUCACUGGUGGGGUCUUUAUGGAACGAUCCACAGGUACGGUUUCGGCUUGCAUGUUGGUUUUCAGGGGGAGAGUGAAAUGGAGGUAUUUUUACCAAAACUCCAACAAUUUGCUUCAUGUUUUCAGCUGAGCUUAAAGCCUGGAAAAAUUAGUAACUGUGAAUGUGCUCCACAACUCCGAUUGAGUACCACUGUGUGGAUUUAAUCACAUUACCCCCAACUAACACAAUCGGUUCCUUGCUGUUCCCUCAUAAUUCUCGAGGAACAGCACACAAAGUGUCUGCCAGAGCCCCCUUACCUUGGACCGUACCCCACAUAAUAUAUGCCUGAAAGGCUUGUUACCAUGGCACUUCCUAUCCAAAUAGCACCCUGAUCAAAGAAUCUGUGCUCGAGUUGCAGCGUGUUAAAGUUUUACCACGUUGCAGCUAUUCCCCCGAUAUGGGAACAAGUUCCAGGCAUGUGGUGGCUUGGUCCUGGACUCCAAAAAGGGUUUUCCAGAGCUCUGGGGAGGGGAGCGCUCUCAAGCUCUGGAUAUCCUCUGAUGCGUCUUUGCCUCCCAGACCUCCCCUCCAAAUAUCGCUCUAUUCCGGAGGUUGGGGAACCGAGCGAUACCCGCACAGUCCCAAUACCAGGAACAGUUUCGGGGUUUCUUCCAGUCAGACAUUCAAGGAGAAAAAUUAGUCCAGGUUACCCCAGAGGUCCUCAAAUCUGGCUGAGAAGAAAGCAGGUGUCUGGGACCCCACCAGUGACAAUAGCCCCUUUUUAGGGGCUUAUUGGGGCCAGGCCUGUAGUCCGUGGGUAGCAGGCUGGCGUUCACGCCUCACCAUCACACAUACCAAAAGUAAAAAAGGGUUGUUAAAGUGAGGUCAUAUUAACCUGACCUUGUCUUUCUGCACAAUGGAAUAAAUAAUUUUAUAUUUGAGCAGUAAUUCAUGGAUCUCGUGGUGUGACCUUUUGUACUUCCCCUUUUUUUCUUUUGGUUUGGAUUUGGAUACUGCGGGGGACUGGCAGGUGGAGAGCACCAACUCCUGGAAAUAUGCAAUCACACACAAUUAAUGCGAGUUCACUUGCGGAACUACAGCGGUCGCAAGGGUCGCAGCUGCAACCAGGCCCAUCACUCCAGGGGCCCGGGAGCCUGCCACCAUGUGUUCCGGCCCGCGCGGUGUAACUGCCAGGGCCGAAUUGAAGGGGUCCAUCGGGUGGCCCAUGCUGUUAGGGCCACCCAAUGGCAAUAAAUAUCCAGGGUGCCCGGUCAGCGCUGCGGCGGUUUAACAGCGCGAAAAGGCCCCCAUUGAGGACGUCAGAUGCUGGUUGGAAGUGACUGCCCCAGCUAUCAGAGAGAGCCACCCGGGAGGAAGGAGAGGGAGUCGGAGCGGGAUCUCUGACUCCCAUCAGCCUGAGCCACCACUGGACCCCAGGGAAAGUCACCCUCCUGAAUCUAAAAGGGAGGAAACAGGAGGGUGACUUAAACAUUUUGCAUGUGUGUUUCUCUGUGUGUGCAUGUGUGUGGGGAGGUGGGUGGAUGUAUAGGGGGAAAAGUAGAUGUAUGGGGGGGCCCCCAGGGCAAUUCUCGCACCGGGAUACUGUGGUUUGUAGUUACGCCUCUGUGUGAGUUGUUUUACCCAUUGGAGCUCCCAGUUGAACUCUUCUUGUCAUCUUUCUGCAACAUUGACUCCGCUCCUUCAGAUUUAAAUGUGGAAUUCAAUUAUUUUUUAUUAACAAUUCUUUAUUACAGCCCUGCUAGUAACCAAUGAAGGUUUUAGUUUGUGAUAGUUUAGGUGUAUUGUAAAAGAUAGUUUUUUUUUUUUUUAAAUUCAUCAUUUCUUUAUUCACCCUUUUUGCCAUGAACAGAGUAUGUCAGCCGUUCUGAUGGAUGUCCAUGGAGUUUUUAAAGCAACAUUCUGGGCACCAUAAUAAAUUUAUCUCAGGGAUGUUGUUAUGGUGCCUGGAGGUCUUGGACACUCUAUUACCCUAAGUUGCUAAACCAUUUACAAAUGGUUUAACCCCAAAAUUCCUUUUACUCUGGCACUAACUUCAUUGCUAAAAUCUUUUCACUGGACCCUGGUCAUAGGUUGAGAGUUUAAGCUGGCACCCAUUUAAAUGCUCAUCACAUCUCCUGCCCGCAACAUGACUUACCUUUUUCUGUCAAUAUAUUGCAGAAUUUACACUGAAAGAACACUGUAUCCAUUUCAUCAGGAAGAUUGUAAAGCCAGAGGACUAUCGCAAACUGGACAUUGUAGCUUCUUUAUACAAAGACUUGGAAGAUCUUCCGAACAUGACAAAAGACUUGCGCAGAUUGACAAUUACAUACUGGGAACAAAACAGAUCAUCCAAUUCAGAAGCCUGAAAGCAAUAUUUAUUUUUAAUAUAGGUUUCCACUGACCCUCAGAGUUUGCAAUGCAUUGCUUUGAUGUGUGCUUCCCAGCCUUUUGACACACAGCAGAGUGAUAUUGGACCACUGGAAGAAGAAAAAAAAAAAGUAUAACUUCUGUAUUUCAGAGUACCCUAUAGUAUAUGAUAAAGAAGUGACCACUAAUUGUUGCUUGCUAUGUUUGUAUAUUAAUGCUUCUUCCUGAAAAUGAUCUUGCUCUGUACAGAUUUUUAAUGCACCUUCUUACUCUUGAAGUCCCGUGGAGUUACGCAACUUUACCCAGACUGAGAUUUUAACAUUUGUUCUUCACCACCUUUUCCUGUAGGGACAGGUGCACAGCAAACUGAGUUUGUCUUCUGCUUUUAAAGUGAUGGGUAUCUUUAACUGGCAAGUGAGAGGCUCGGCAUUAUCAGAACAUAGUCCACAUAGUUACCUAUCAUUGACCCAAACAUUCCUUUUCUAACUAAAAUUCCUGGGUGUUUGAUAUUAUAUAAAUAUUGCGGCUGGUGCAUAGCACCCAUAUGUCUUGUUUGCACUAGGAUGUUGCUAUACAAGUUAAGUCUUAUUCAGUUGUGAUUGGGAAAUACUAUUCUGAACAUAUCAUUGCUGGGAUACCAUUGGAUUAUUUCCAAAAUGAUAAAAUGGUCAAUAUGAGUGGCUGCACUUUAAUGGCAGUGGCCGCAUUGUAGUUUUUUAUUGUCCACAGAGUACCAUGCACCAUUCUCAUUUCUGAGAGUGACUUAUAACUGUGCUGCCAAUAAGGUAGCCACAGUUCUGGUCUACUUAUAUUAACUUUGUCCAACUUGUCAUCAUGCACUUAUUCCGCAGCGCUUUACAAUAUUAUAAAAAAAAAGGGGGACAUUUUACAAUAAAUGAGCAAUUACAAUAUGUACAUGACCAAUAGGUUUAUGAGGACUCAUCUCAGUUUAUAUCUGUUUAUAGGGUAAACCAUUACUCCAGCUAAGGUAGAGUUACCAAUACUAUGUUUUGCCAGCUGGUUGCAGAAGCACUAGGUUGCUGUCUAUCAUGUAACAAUAGUGGUAGGGGCCCAGAAGCCUUGCUGCACUUGUGACCUGAUGUAAUCCUGGGGUGUUUCACUGGAGCAGGAUUAAUUGCUUUGCAGAUAUGUGCCCUGAUUCAUUUUAUUGUAAUUAAUUACUGUGGGUGCAGUGAGGGCACAUCUUGGCACAGUUUUCUGAAAUAUCUCUAGCUCACACCAGUUUGCAGAUGGAAAACUGACCUGCCAUGCUAAGAUGUGCUACAAUAGGGAUCCAGCCCUGGAUUAUGGCUCUCCACCACAAUAAGAAGAGAAAUAGGGGAGUAGAAAAUGGAGUCAUUUUGUCAUUGAGUAAAAAUAUCAUGCACAGACCCCUACACUCUUUGUUUCGUCUGAUUGUAAACACUGAAGUCUGAUUUGCCUUAAACUGCCGAAUUCAUGUCCUGGAGUGGCAGUUCUACCGUAGACUGUGUUUGUACCUGUUACUAAUGUUUAAUAUGUAAAUAUAUUUAAACAUAAUCUUUGCUGUGUUUCUCUUUUUGUCCUAAAAAGAAGUGAAAUUCUUGAAACAUUGCAAAAAAAUCUGUAUUUCUAACUAAUUUACUUUGUUAGGAUGUUCCAUGCCAUCCUCUACAGAGUGGGCUUUAACGCCGUUAGGAUGGCACGGAACAUCCUAACAUUUUGGUCUAAACAGUGUUAAAUCUCUGCUAAUACCAGAGUGCCAG